Messenger RNA from Prorocentrum cordatum, 529 nucleotides. Lineage: Eukaryota; Dinophyceae; Prorocentrales; Prorocentraceae. The record is from the annotation of a GenBank genome assembly.
GUUAGGGUUUCUUGUGGAAGGCUUCUUGUGGUCGGGUUCCCACUGUACCAAAUGGCCUGCCGGACACCAGCCUGCGGCCUCGCGCAUCCUGUGCCGCCCUCCCUCCGCGAGAACCGUCGCUUCAGGCCCCGCCGGCGCUAUCGUGAUCGGCACACCCGUGGUCACCGGCCUGCUCUUCGGGAAGGUGUGCACCACGGGGUUGCUGCAGGGCGCACUGGUCUCAGGCUGCCAGAUGGCGAUCAGCAUGAUCAGCACAGGCGGCGCCUGGGACAACGCGAAGAGGUUAGUGGCUGUCUCUACGUUUGACAAGGAGAUGGACGAGCACUACAAGAACGCCGUGAUCGGGGACCUCAUUGGCGAUCCGCUCAAGGACGGCAGCCCCCGCGUGGGAGGGUCCUCGUCAACCUCAGCGCGGUCACAAGCCUCCUGUUCAGCCCUGUGAUCGGCAGAUGGUCUGGGCCUGCAGGUGAGCCUUUCUGGGCCCCUGUGCACUAGCUGCCCAUGGGCCCCUGUGCACUAGCUGCCCAUG